AUGACGGCUUCUGAAGGUGACGAGGCCGUUGAGAGGCUUCUCGAGCUUCUUGAUCAGUACGAGAAACUUGUCAAUGACAAGUUAAGUCCUAAUUUUGAAGCGGGUAUGCUUGAUUUUGCCAGAGCCAACUACUGCCAUGGUUCUAAGAGGUAUAACGUUGACAACCUCGACAAACGGCCCUACGUCGCAUGUAAAGAGGUCAUCUUCGCUAAGGAUAAAUUGAGCCUUCGAGAUAGGCUAUUGGAAGAGAAGCAAAGGAAGAAAACGGAGAAGCACCCUGGCAAUGGCGAAAGUUCAAGUGAGGAUCCAGAUAUUCAACUUCUGAACAGAAAAAAGAAUAGCAUUGAGAACAACGGAAAGAAGACGGAGGUGCUGGAGAAGGAUAAGAGGGAAACAAAGGAAACGAGCGUGCCCUUGUUGCGAGACCCUAUUCUUCAAUUUGGCGUCAUUGUGCCUCGAUCCUUAUCUACGGCGCAAGACUCGUUCGAAAAGUCUCUUGAAAAUAUUGUGGAGAUGGUCAAUCUACGGCGUGAAAUGCUGGAAUUGAUCAGUAGGAUUGAAUCCCUAUCGUCCUAG
Molecule: messenger RNA, 576 nt
Organism: Candidozyma auris
Lineage: Eukaryota; Fungi; Ascomycota; Pichiomycetes; Serinales; Metschnikowiaceae
Gene: VMA22
Product: Vma22p
Exons: 1
Coding region: 1-576 (191 amino acids)
Biological process (GO): vacuolar proton-transporting V-type ATPase complex assembly
Cellular component (GO): Vma12-Vma22 assembly complex; extrinsic component of endoplasmic reticulum membrane
Source: RefSeq, a predicted model, not a curated record